Salvelinus sp. IW2-2015 is the source of this 357-nucleotide messenger RNA. RefSeq names its product poly(rC)-binding protein 3. Gene Ontology annotation, cellular component: nucleus; cytoplasm. The record is from RefSeq and is a predicted model, not a curated record. Lineage: Eukaryota; Metazoa; Chordata; Actinopteri; Salmoniformes; Salmonidae. Gene Ontology annotation, molecular function: mRNA binding. The annotation marks the transcript as partial. The transcript has 3 exons. Gene Ontology annotation, biological process: negative regulation of mRNA splicing, via spliceosome.
GACCUUUCAACUCUGGUAGCCAAUGGCACGGUCACCAGCAAGCCUCCCGUCACCCUACGAUUGGUCAUUCCUGCCAGCCAAUGUGGCUCUCUCAUCGGGAAGGGCGGAUCCAAGAUCAAGGAGAUCAGAGAGACCACCGGGGCACAAGUACAGGUAGCUGGGGACCUUCUGCCCAACUCCACCGAGAGAGGAGUGACGAUAUCUGGAACCCAAGACGCCGUCAUCCAGUGUGUUAAACUCAUCUGCACUGUCAUUCUCGAGUCACCUCCGAAAGGAGCCACUAUUCCGUAUCGACCCGGCCCCUCCCCGGGAACAGUCAUGAUCGGCGGGAACCAGGUGAGGAACCAGAACCCCCCC